GGCCCCAGGGCUGCUGCCUUACGAGCCUUUCACAAUGGUGGCAGUGAAAAUGCUUAAAGAGGAAGCAUCUGCAGACAUGCAGGCUGACUUUCAGCGAGAGGCAGCCCUCAUGGCAGAGUUUGACAAUCCGAAUAUCGUUAAGCUUUUAGGUGUGUGUGCUGUUGGGAAACCGAUGUGCCUGCUGUUCGAGUAUAUGGCCUACGGGGAUCUCAAUGAGUACCUGCGCGACCGCUCGCCCCGCAACCUCUGCAGCCUGGUGCACGGCAGCCUGGACGCGCGGAUCCGCCUCCCCAACCCCCUGGCGCUGUGCUGCACCAGCCAGCUCUGCAUUGCCAAGCAGGUGGCUGCUGGCAUGGCCUACCUCUCUGAGCGCAAGUUUGUCCACCGGGAUCUGGCUACCAGGAACUGCCUGGUAGGGGAAAACAUGGUGGUCAAAAUCGCCGAUUUCGGUCUGUCGAGGAACAUGUAUUCGGCCGACUAUUACAAAGCGAAUGAAAACGACGCCAUCCCCAUCCGCUGGAUGCCCCCCGAGUCCAUUUUCUACAACCGCUACACCACAGAGUCCGACGUUUGGGCCUAUGGGGUGGUGCUGUGGGAGAUCUUCUCCUAUGGCAUGCAGCCCUACUAUGGGAUGGCUCAUGAGGAGGUCAUCUACUACGUGAGGGAUGGGAAUGUCCUUUCCUGCCCAGACAAUUGUCCCCUGGAGCUCUAUAACCUGAUGCGUCUCUGCUGGAGCAAGCUGCCUUCUGACCGGCCAGGCUUUGCCAGCAUCCACCGCAUCCUGGAGCGCAUGUACGAGAGGGCUGUGGCCACCCCAUCAGUCUGA
Molecule: messenger RNA, 826 nt
Organism: Apaloderma vittatum (bar-tailed trogon)
Lineage: Eukaryota; Metazoa; Chordata; Aves; Trogoniformes; Trogonidae
Product: muscle, skeletal receptor tyrosine protein kinase-like
Exons: 2
Biological process (GO): protein phosphorylation; multicellular organism development; positive regulation of kinase activity
Cellular component (GO): signaling receptor complex
Molecular function (GO): ATP binding; transmembrane receptor protein tyrosine kinase activity
Source: RefSeq, a predicted model, not a curated record